Messenger RNA from Macroventuria anomochaeta, 852 nucleotides. RefSeq names its product 3-oxoacyl-reductase. Lineage: Eukaryota; Fungi; Ascomycota; Dothideomycetes; Pleosporales; Didymellaceae. The transcript is spliced from 2 exons. The record is from RefSeq and is a predicted model, not a curated record. Gene Ontology annotation, molecular function: oxidoreductase activity, acting on the CH-OH group of donors, NAD or NADP as acceptor. The coding region runs from base 1 to 852 and encodes 283 amino acids.
AUGUCUCCAUCAAGGGUCUUCGAGGGCAAGCUCGCCAUCAUCACUGGCGCAUCGCGCAGCUUCGGUGCUGCCCUCGCAGCACACUUCGCCUCCCGCGGCGCAAACGUCGUGAUCAACUAUGCAACCUCAUCCUCCGACACCCGCGCCCGCGACCUUGCAAAGAAACUCUCCUCAGAGUACAAUAUCACCGCCAUUCCCAUCCGCGCCGAUCUCUUCGAUCCCUCUGCGCCGCAACAACUCAUCGAUGCCGCAAAAUCCCACUUCAGCAAAAACGGCUCCUUCCAAAUUGACAUCCUAAUUAACAACGCCGCCAUCGUCAACGCCCAGCCCAUCCAAGAUCUCGAUAUCGAUCUGUUCCAGCAAACAUUCGACCUCAACGUCCGCGCUCCUGCACUGCUCAUCAAAGCCGCUUAUCCCUACCUGCCCACCGACCGCUCAGGUCGUAUUGUGAAUAUCAGUAGUGCAACGACGACAUGGGGCCUCAUCCAACAGACCUCCUACGCCGGCACAAAAGGUGCCAUCGAAGCCAUGACGCGCGUCUGGGCGCGCGAGCUCGCCGAACGCGCAACCGUGAACUCCGUCUCCCCCGGCCCCAUGGACACUGGAUUACUGAAUGGGCUGCCGGAGGCGCCAAGGGAGGCACUGAAGCUGUAUAAUGCGCUGAUUCCGCUGGCGAGAGAACGUCCGGGCGUGGAUACGGAGGAUAUGCUGAGACUGGCGGGGGAGAUUGGGGGCAGGCCGGGGACGCUGGAGGAGGUGGCGGGGAUUGUGGGAAUUGCGUGUUUGCCGGAGAGCGGGUGGAUGACGGGGAAUCAGCUGGGGGCUGGUGGGGGUGGUGCUUUUGUCAGGUAA